Messenger RNA from Sciurus carolinensis (gray squirrel), 1874 nucleotides. RefSeq names its product chromosome 18 C16orf54 homolog (gene C18H16orf54). Bases 139 to 816 code for a protein of 225 amino acids. The record is from RefSeq and is a predicted model, not a curated record. Lineage: Eukaryota; Metazoa; Chordata; Mammalia; Rodentia; Sciuridae. The transcript is spliced from 2 exons.
GUGGCCUCCCUUCCGCUCUCAUGUGAAGCCAGCCCUCUCUGUGUCUUCAGGCCUUUCAGACAAUCUCAGCACCAACUAGAGACAUGCGAAGGGAAGAGCGGCUCUAAAGAGAGGAAGAGGAGCCAGGGCUGACCCAAGAUGCCUUCAACUCACGAACAGCCAUUCGGGCACAUGGAGGCGCCCCCCACGUCUGAGACAGCCUUGUGGCCCCCGCUGCCGUGUGGCCCCUGCAUCCCCAUCAUGCUGGCCCUGGCCUCCCUCGCCGCCUUCUUCAUCCUGACUACAGCUGUGUUGGCCGAAUGUUUGUUCCGCCGCUCUCUCCGCCCAGACCCUGGGAACCAUCGCGCACCCACCCUGGUCUGGCGCCCUGGAGGGGAGCUAUGGAUUGAGCCCACAGGCACUGCCCGAGAGCGCUCUGAGGACUGGUAUGGCUCAGCAGUCCCCCUGCUGAUGGGCAGGGCCCCAGACCCUCCCAGCCCUGGGGGCACUUUGGAGGCCCGAGCAAGCGCCCCACUUGCCCCUUUAUCCCCACACUCUGCUCCCAGCUCCUUGGUUCUCCAGACCCCACCUGAGGCCCCAGCCCAAAGCACCUUCUGGGGACCCCAGUCCCAGGAGGAGAGGUCCCAUGCCGCAGGCCUGGUGGGUUGGGCCGAGCCUGAGAGGAGGUCAGAGGUCAGCAUGCAGUUUGGGAGCCCUCAGGCCUGGAGGAAGCGGCCAGGGAGCCCUGAGCCUGACUGGGGACUCCAGCCUCGGGUCACCCUGGAGCAGAUUUCAGCGUUCUGGAGGCGGGAAGGUCGGACCAGUGUGGGGUUCUGAAUCCCCAGAGCCUGUGGGACUGGCCUCCCAGAGACCCCUGCAGAAGGCCCCACAUCCAAGGGACCAUAAGACCCCAAGCUUCAGCUUUCAGGCUGGUCCUGAGGCUGCCCCCGGGAAGACAUUCCUCUCAGGCCUUUUAUGCCUGCAUUUCAAUUCUCCUGUGCUGGAGAGUGGGCAGACUGAGUGUGGACAGAGUGUGUGCUACAGGGAACCCCAGCAGUGCCUCUGCUUAAUUCUCUGAGCUGUGGCUCAGAAAACCGGAAGUGUGACUGACUUGGCAGAAAGCUCCAAGACUGUAUUCCAGAAUUAAGAACUGAAGGUAACAGACAGGAAAUAGCGUUAACCCAGCCACUUCCACCUUCCAAGAGUGUUUGCCUAAGAUGCCCUAUGAAAGCAAAGAGUCCCAUGGAUACUGACAAGUGGCCUGGAUGUGGGAUGUCAAGUAUCUGUUGUGUUGGCAGGACAUGACAGGAAUCCAGCCUCCCAAAGCCACAAAUCUCAUUCCUCCCCAUCUACUCUGUCCCCGAUUACUGUGAGGUCCUCAGGAAAACGCAGAAGACAGGAUCAAGCAAAGGAGCCUUUUAUAACAUAUGAACUAUGACUUUGAUUUUCAAAUGGCAACAAGGAACUUACUGAGCCAAGCUGGAGGGCCCUGCUCUUGCUUGGAGUUGGGACUUAAAGUCAAAGAACAGGUUCCUCUGUCCAUCUGCUUAUGGCUGAUGCCUCAGCCCUCUGAUCUUACCACUCCAGGGUGAGGAAAUCCUGGGCAAAGAAGAACCCAAUUUGGUCCAACUUGGAAAGGAGCCUUUCCAAAAUGCAACCUCUGGUCAUCUUUCCUCUUAGCUUUCUGGAUAGUCCAGACAGACAGAUUUGCCUCAAGACAGGCUUACCCUACUAACUGAUCUCCCCUUUAGGAGAGAGCUACUGGUGGUGAAUUUGUAUUCCCUGGUUUUUUAAUCUCUCAAAUUUCUGUCAGGAUUAUUGGGAUUUUUGCUAUAUUGCAUUGUCAUACACUUUACAUUUUUCUUUAAACUAUUUACUUAAUAAAUUUACUUUUA